AUGUUGAAACCGUCGCUGGACAGACAUGGGCGAUGGUUCUCUCUCUCUUGCUCCGCCGUGCUCCUAGCUACUGUCUGCGGCGUAUACAUCUAUCUCUAUUACCCAGUCGGCGGUGUGUCAAUAGGCCUCCUUCGGCCCGUGCCUAACGCCAACAACGACACUCAUACUAAUGCAUGGGAUCCUACUGUGCAAGAUGGUGUGGAUGAUGGAUCUAUAUUACUGCACCCAGAGCAGCAUGUCUUUCGCGAUCCCACCACAAUUCACAUGACAUGGAACGUCACGCUGGAGCCGCGAGCGCCGGAUGGUGUUACGAAACCGGUGUACCUCAUCAAUGGACGAUUUCCCGGUCCUACAAUUGAGGCACGGCCAGGCGACGAACUUGUCAUCGAUGUAUAUAAUUCUGUUGCCAAGGAAGAAGGCAUUUCCAUCCAUUGGCACGGCUUAUCUAUGAAGGGGACCAUCGAGAUGGACGGAGUCGUCGGCGUGAGUCAGUGUGCAAUUGGCCCAUUCGAGAGUUACACAUAUCGCUUUCGCAUCGAGACCAACCAAUUUGGCACAUUCUGGUAUCAUGCCCAUUCCGGUGUCCAGCGCGCCGAUGGGCUGUACGGUGGGCUUGUGGUCCAUGAGCCCGCCGGCAAUACUAGCCGAGACCAACGGUCAGAACAUCUGCUCCUUAUAGGUGACUGGUAUCAUCGGCAAGCAGACGCCGUUUUUGAGUGGUAUCACAAUCCAGGCCACUUUGGCAUGCAGCCUGCGCCCGACUCACUUCUCAUUAACGGGAAAGGCUCUUACAACUGCUCAAUGGCUGUUAAAGCACAUCCAGUGGAAUGCAGCCUGAUUGAGAAGCCAAUAGUGACCUUUGCACAAAGUGAUCGUAUUCUAUUACGAGUUGUUAAUACUGGAGCUUCAGCCGGAUUCUCAUUCUCACUUGGACAGGCGCCCAUGACGGUCAUUGCAGUCGAUGGUGGAAAUCCUGUAGGACCAGAUACCCCAAGCUCAACUUUGAUUGGCUUACUGUAUGCUGGAGAACGAAUGGAUAUUCUUGUUGAACAUCCAAGAGACUCCGGAAUAGCAAGUAGCUCUGAGAUGAAGGGAGAACCCGGAGCAGAACUGAGCCUGACAAUCGGUCUCGAUUUAGAGAACUUCCACUUGACGAACUUCGCCCUUACACCGAAACAAUCUUUUCCUGUGCUGUGGCGAGGUAAAAGCGAGGAAGUCCAGAAAGAUGCUCACCAGCAGGAUGCCACGGGAUCCGUCACACAGUUCAAUCUCGCACAACUAUCAGGCGGCCCCGUCGCGGCGGACGUUGCUCAGAAACCUACAGACAAGGCGGUUGUGUACACAGCAAUGUCAAUCCGAUCGGCAAGCGGCCUUCGACCGGUCGGCGCAGUGAAUCGUACUGCCUGGUUAAUUGCUGACCCCAGAGCACCGCCACUUCUUGCUCUGAACCGGAGCGACUGGGAGCGUGUAACAAAGCAGCCUGGACCAGUCUGGACUCUAGAUGUCCCUCAGUACCAGUCUGGGGAGAAUAAGUGGAUGGAGCUUGUAGUGAACAAUCCGGAUAAUCAGGGACAUGUAUUCCACUUGCAUGGAUAUGACUUUUAUGUUGUGUCAAAGUUCCAACAAACCCAACUGGGCUUCCCUGGAACAUACAACCCCUUUGACUUGGCGAGUGCUCCACCUGGUGGGCCAAUAAAUACACUCAACCCCCUUCGCAAAGACACCGUGUACAUCCCAAGAAAUGGGUACGUUGUGCUGCGCUUCCCGUUAGCAAAUGACGGGUUGUGGCUACUGCAUUGUCACACUUUAUGGCACUUGGCGUCGGGCAUGGGCAUGGUAAUUCAGAUCGGCGAGAUUGGCGAAGAUAUCAGACAGAGGGCCGCCGCACUAUGCUCAACAUGA
Talaromyces proteolyticus is the source of this 1902-nucleotide messenger RNA. RefSeq names its product multicopper oxidase-domain-containing protein. The coding region runs from base 1 to 1902 and encodes 633 amino acids. The record is from RefSeq and is a predicted model, not a curated record. The transcript has 9 exons. Gene Ontology annotation, molecular function: copper ion binding; oxidoreductase activity. NCBI's taxonomy places the organism in Eukaryota, Fungi, Ascomycota, Eurotiomycetes, Eurotiales, Trichocomaceae.